Bacidia gigantensis is the source of this 423-nucleotide messenger RNA. RefSeq lists its product as uncharacterized. Bases 1 to 423 code for a protein of 140 amino acids. Gene Ontology annotation, biological process: mycotoxin biosynthetic process. The record is from RefSeq and is a predicted model, not a curated record. NCBI's taxonomy places the organism in Eukaryota, Fungi, Ascomycota, Lecanoromycetes, Lecanorales, Ramalinaceae. The transcript has 2 exons.
AUGUCUUUAUACAGUUUCUUUGGAAAGACAAGUAAUCUACAACAUACGCUAGACGAAGAGAACGACCUCUGUGAACAAGACCUGUUCAUAGAGAAAAGCCCUUCAUUCGACAUUCACAAGCGUUCAAGCUGGCCGCAGCUCCAAUUCAUUGGCAUCCACCUGAUACUGCUUCUUUUCAACAUCGCCCUUUUCCUUUUUCUCUGGCGAGCUAGCAAAAACCACAUCACAGAAGGUACAUAUGUGCCAAACCUAGUCUCCACCCCGGCCAGAAACGCCAUCGCCUACGAGGCCCAGCAAUGGGAUUCCGAGAACGUCUUCUUCAGUAACGGCUCAGUGAACCCCAACCGGGGAUUCGAAGGCUUUGGCCCCCCUUCACCCCAAUCCGAUGCUGCCUGGACAGAGAUCCUGCAAAGUAGCCCAUAA